Haliotis rufescens (red abalone) is the source of this 5340-nucleotide messenger RNA. RefSeq lists its product as uncharacterized. Lineage: Eukaryota; Metazoa; Mollusca; Gastropoda; Lepetellida; Haliotidae. The record is from RefSeq and is a predicted model, not a curated record. The transcript has 29 exons. Bases 1 to 5340 code for a protein of 1779 amino acids.
AUGGGGAUACAACGAUCUGAAGGUUCAGAGAAUCCCUUGGAGGGUCUUGGUGGCAGGAAUGCUACUGGGGGUAAGACACAGCUACUGGUGAUAAACCCUUACUCCGACUUCAAUAUACUUACAGCUACUGGGGGUAAGACACAGCUACUGGUGAUAAACCCUUACUCCGACUUCAAUAUACUUACAGCUACUGGGGGUAAGACACAGCUACUGGUGAUAAACCCUUACUCCGACUUCAAUAUACUUACAGCUACUGGUGGUAAGACACAGCUACUGGUGAUAAACCCUUACUCCGACUUCAAUAUACUUACAGCUACUGGUGGUAAGACACAGCUACUGGUGAUAAACCCUUACUCCGACUUCAAUAUACUUACAGCUACUGGUGGUAAGACACAGCUACUGGUGAUAAACCCUUACUCCGACUUCAAUAUACUUACAGCUACUGGUGGUAAGACACAGCUACUGGUGAUAAACCCUUACUCCGACUUCAAUAUACUUACAGCUACUGGUGCUACUGGUGGUAAGACACAGCUACAGGUGAUAAACCCUUACUCCGACUUCAAUAUACUUACAGCUACUGGUGGUAAGACACAGCUACUGGUGAUAAACCCUUACUCCGACUUCAAUAUACUUACAGCUACUGGUGGUAAAACACAGCUACUGGUGAUAAACCCUUACUCCGAUUUCAAUAUACUUACAGCUACUGGGGGUAAGACACAGCUACUGGUGAUAAACCCUUACUCCGACUUCAAUAUACUAACAACUGCAGGUGGUAAGACACAGCUACUGGUGAUAAACCCUUACUCCGACUUCAAUAUACUUACAGCUACUGGUGGUAAGACACAGCUACUGGUGAUAAACCCUUACUCCGACUUCAAUAUACUUACAGCUACUGGUGGUAAGACACAGCUACUGGUGAUAAACCCUUACUCCGACUUCAAUAUACUUACAGCUACUGGUGGUAAGACACAGCUACUGGUGAUAAACCCUUACUCCGACUUCAAUAUACUUACAGCUACUGGUGGUAAGACACAGCUACUGGUGAUAAACCCUUACUCCGACUUCAAUAUACUUACAGCUACUGGUGGUAAGACACAGCUACUGGUGAUAAACCCUUACUCCGACUUCAAUAUACUUACAGCUACUGGUGGUAAGACACAGCUACUGGUGAUAAACCCUUACUCCGACUUCAAUAUACUUACAGCUACUGGUGAAUCUGCCACCACUCCGUUUCUUACAGCCACAUACCUGUAUUUGCACUCUCUGUCGACACUCCCAGCCACUUCAAGCAGGCAGAUGCAAGCGAUCCGCUGUCUACCGCGUUGUGUUCAAGGUGCAACCGGUGGCGGACCCCAGGAGACCGGCCUGCACUGGUCGUGGAGCGUGCAUACUGUGUGCGGACGCUGUGCAGGGAGGAUGAGAGGCUUGUUGUUUCUACUGUGGGGCUGCUGCUCCUUGCACAUACACUCAGGUCGUGUUGGCCCCAACAUCGCAGUCAUCCUGAACACAACGAGAUGCUCCCGCGCCAGACACACACUCGCCAGUCCCAAGGGCGUGUUCCAGAUGUGGCAGCACGACAAGCGCGCUAAUCAGAAUAUAAACAAGUUUAUCACUGGCCACGGCAACUGUGGUGCUAGUGCUGACCAGUAUGUCGCCAUUGACUACCAUUACCUCACCAGGACCUUCUAUAUGACCAACAUCGGCCAGCGUAUCAUUGAGGCGUAUGACAUCAAGGAUGCCAACAAGUACAGGAAGCGGCCGGUGUUCAAGGGCAUCUCAAAGAAGACCACAGGUAUUGCUGUGGACUGGAUCAACAACAACAUCUACUGGGCAGAUCCUGCCUACGACGCCAUCUUGAUGACAGCCACUGACGGCAGCGGGCAGCUGUUCCAGAACGCCACUGUUGUUGUCGGAAGCGAACUGGACGCUCCGACUGGACUUGCUGUACAACCGUAUAUAGGUCGCAUCUUCUGGUCAGACGGACAUCGGCUGGAAUCAGCCCGCCUGGACGGGACGAACCGGACACUGAUGAGGAUUGACCUCUUGCGACCGAAGGGCAUGUGCAUUGACUACCACUCCAACAGACUGUAUUGGAUUGAGUGGGAAUUCUCCGAGAGUGUCGUGCGAUCAACCGACUUACAGGGACGGGAUCUCACCAUAGCACUUCGACGCCCGAACAGUCAGCUGUUUGACCUGGACAUAUACCAGGGCUUCAUUGUCACGACUGAUGAACAACGUGGAGUCAUCGCCAUCCACGACGUUGCUCUCAACAGGUCGUUGGAGAAGGCGUGGGGAGGGAAGCCGCUCGGCAUCGUCAUUGACGCGAAGGCCGUCACGGGGAAAGGGGUUCCACACCGCACGAUCAGCUCGCCCUAUAACAGGGGCGUCAUUCUCCUGGCGACAUCUACCGACAUCUACCGACUGAAUCGGAACUUCGCCGAAGUGAAAAACAAGGACGAUGAAAAUCUCGUCCAUAUUCCCCUACAUCCCCGGAUGAACAUCUACGCCUUGACGGCGAACGCCCACACCGACUACAUCUACUACUACGAGGAAGCCGGAAAGGAGGGGAGAAUCCUGCGGGUGAAGAUGAAGUUAAGUCGAGGGAAGAGCGAGGACCAGUUCACACCGGAGCCGCUUGCCACAGCCGCCGUGAAGGAGGUGUCAGAUUUGGCCAUCGACUGGGUGACCCGGAACCUAUACUGGGCAGACAAGGCCAAUAGCCAGAUCCUCGUGGCGCGUGAAGACGGCAGAUUCCCAGCCGUUGUGGUGGAGCGCCACCUGGAGAGUCCACGAACUGUUGUCGUAGACCCACUUAACAUGUUCAUAUUCUGGGGUGACAAGCUGAACAUUGGGCGGGCUGGGCUGGAUGGAACUCACGUCAAGUACAAUAUUUUCCAAGUCAAUCACCGCAACCAUCGAAUCGCAGUGGAUCCGACCGCCACUCGCAUCUACUUCAGUGACAAGAUCCUGCUUUGUUACGGUGACUACCUCGGCCAGGGCAAGAAAUGUGGCGCUCUGUCCAGCUCCAGGUCUCUUGUGAACGGCCUCGCUAUCAUGAACGAUUACAUCCUCUGGUCGAGAGCCGGCGGGGGUCUGUACGCCCAGGACAAGGACACGUUCGCCUACGUGGGACAGAGUUACGUCGAAAAGGAGUUCCACGACAUCUCGAUAUACCACACAUCGUCACAGCCGGCGCACAUAAAUAACUGCACGAAGAGCAAUGGCGGCUGUGAACAAUUAUGUCUGCCUAACUUGACCAAUGAGGGCCGUAGUUGCAAGUGCACUGUAGGGUACUGGGACCAACAGGACGGGUCAUGUACGAAAGCGCACCUAAUGGAGCCCUACCUCGUGUUCUCUGACGAACGCCUCGACAACAUUUAUCAGGGGUCCCUUAUCCUCAACAUGUACGGCAUGUUCACGCUGCAGUCGCUGUCGAAGCCGAAGGACGUCGCAGUGGACACUGAGGGGAAUAAGAUCUACUGGACUGACUACGUCGGCAUCAUCAACUGCGCCUACUUCAACGGCAGCCAUCAACACGUCGUCUAUGCUGACAAAAUCGUCAAACCGGUCAACAUUGCCCUGGACGUGGCGUCCAAGCUGGUGUAUUUUGUAGAUAAUCGCGGCAACAUCGGUGUUGUGCACGUUGUCACUGGCGUGUACCAACAACUCCUGGGACGGGACGUCAUAAAGGCAGAGGACAUAGCAUUGUCUCCAGAACAAGGCUUGAUGUUCAUCUCGGGGCAAACCGAGGUUCGCAACGGCAGCACCAACGUCACGGAACGUCUGCAGUGCAUCACGAUGUCGCACAUGGACGGUACCAACCUGGAACAAGUCGCUUUCGGCCUCGGCCAACCCAGAGGCAUCACUGUAUACAAAGACCGUGUCAUCUGGGCGGACGCCAAGUAUCAGACGUUGGAGGAGGUGAGGGUGGCGUCCUGGAAUCGUACUGUGUUGGUGGAGAACAUGCGUCAAGCUCCCAUUGACGUCGUCGUUCACAGGGGCUACUUGUACUGGACGGAGACAGGUGCCCGAUAUGUUCUGAGGACCCCUCUGAAUGACCCCAUUGUGCAGGAGAUGUACAUGCCCAGCUCGCGCUUCUUCAACCUGGGAGGACUGGACGUGGCUUCGGACGAAUUCAACUACACAUCUGCAUGUCAACGCCACCGCUGUCAAGACCCCAGAUCACGCCAUGGAACCUGGACCUUAUCCACGCAUACCAUCUGCAUUCCCACCCCUCGGGGCGCCGUGUGUGAUUCCCCUAGCGAGAGAUUUGACAGUGCAGAGUGUCAUUUUGGUAGAAGGGACUGCACCGAAAGAGAGAAAUACAUGGAAAUGACUUUCUGCCGAAUACCCUCCCUCGGCAACGGCACAGUUCACAACGUCACCGUUGGCUCUUAUGUGCCCAUCACGUUCAAGAUCCAUGUGACCUGCAACGUUGGUUUCAGGCUUACGAAAGGCAUAACAACACACCAUUCAGAACACGACAUUCCACUGCAUCCCGAUGAGAACAUGUGCUUGUCGACCGGCAAGUGGGCAGAAGAAUAUAUGUGUCAGUGGGACAUGCCCUACAAAAUACAUGGAACCUUUUCUCGUGGAAUCGUCAAGUUCUACGUCACCUCUAAAUUUUUGGUUCCCCCGGGAAUACGGACUCUGGACGUGAUCUGCAUUGGGGGUGGGGGAGGAGGGUUCUCACGGGGGAGGCGUGGAGGGGACGGAGGGACAUCAGUAUUCGCUGGUCGCCUGGAAGCAUUGGGAGGAGGCGGCGGAUCAGCUCGGCAUGGCGGCACAGGCGGUUGGGGAUAUAGCCACAAUGGUGGUCCAGGCGGGGACAAUGGCACAUGCUGGUUCGGCGGAGCGACUGGACAAAUUGAGAGAUAUCCAUUUGCCUGCGUCAUCGGAUCUACAGACUGCCCCUUCUGUGGCGCCGGGGGCUACGGCAACACCACGGACUGCGUGGCAACUAACUGUACGGUGCUCUCGGGGGCGUGUUCUGGGCCUUGGGCCAUCACCCGGACAAGUCUGAGCGGGUCGGACUAUGGCGGGGGUGCUGGAAGUCUGUCAGGGGGGAGCGGCGGGGCAGGGGGGUAUUCCAGGAGACGCUGGAUGCCCGUGAAGCCAGAAGAGAUUGUGAAUGUGACGGUCGGUGCAGGUGGCCAACCGUCGUCAGCCUCCCCUGGGGACGGGAUUGUUGUGGUGGCGUGGGGAGAUAAAAUAGAAAACUUUCAUCCGUCAGAUGAGGAAUGGAAGCGAAGGUCAUGUCAUUAUCUGAAUCCUCGUUGUUCGUGCGUUUUGAGAACCAUGAACACCUACCGACUUGCUAAACCCAAUAGAUACUUGUAA